Molecule: messenger RNA, 1055 nt
Organism: Salmo salar (Atlantic salmon)
Lineage: Eukaryota; Metazoa; Chordata; Actinopteri; Salmoniformes; Salmonidae
Product: fucolectin
Source: RefSeq, a predicted model, not a curated record
CUGGUGUAUAAAUAACUGUUAGAUUCAGCUUAGUCUACAGAUGCUUUACCUACAUCAACAUCACAUCAACAUCAACAGUAACUUCAUUAUUUUGAGUGUGAAGGAGGAUGAGACAGGACAUGUUCUUCCUUUUGCUGACUCUCCUAGUAACACCAUCUGGUGCCAUUGUUCCAAAGCUGGGGUGAUUUCCUCCAUUCCAGCAGGUAGAUCUCUCACUCUGAGUUGGAACAAAGGUAUUGAAGGACGUUAUGUGGCUGUGGUUCUACCAAAGACAAGCACUCUAGUACUCUGCGAAGUGGAGGUUUAUGGGUACCUCGCCCCAACUGGAAAGAAUGUGGCUCUACGGGGAAAAGCCACCCAGUCGUCAUUGCAUGGGUUUGGGUUUGCUUACAAUGCCAUUGAUGGGAACCGUGACAGUGCUAUGGAACAUGGCUCCUGCACUCACACUUCUGGUGACCUCAACCCCUGGUGGCGAUUGGACCUGCUUAAUAUCUACAAAGUGUUCUCCAUCACCAUCACCAACAGAAAGAAUCUUUCUUAUUCCAGCAGACUGAAUGGUGCUGAGAUCCGUAUCGGAGACUCCUUAGAAGACAACAAUGGCAACAACAAUCCCAGGUGUGCUGUGAUCUCCUCUAUUCCAGCGGGUUUUUCCAGCACCUUCCAGUGUAAUGGAAUGGAGGGUCGAUAUGUCAACGUGGUCAUUCCAGGAAGGAAGGAGUACCUGACCCUGUGUGAGGUGGAGGUCUAUGGGUCACCACUGGACUGACAGAUCCAGAGCACCUAUUACCAAUCAUGUAAUCUAGAACACAGGACACACUGUUUUGUGGGCUUAAUAUACUUAGAUAUCUUAUAUGUAGGUAACAUUCUCUCUAUAAGGAAAAGCCAUGUUUAAAUUCAUUAACAGUUUAGCUUUUUAAUUUCACAUGGUAAAUAUGGUUAUAUUGAGUACAUUCACUUAGAUCUGUUUUAUUGAAACUGUACAUACUGUAACGGCUCCUAACAUUGUACCGUAUUGUGUGUUAAUGUAUUUGGAGAAGAUAAAGUGUAACACAACA